This is a messenger RNA of Cucurbita moschata (crookneck pumpkin), 2861 nucleotides long. RefSeq names its product ELF3-like protein 2. The coding region runs from base 502 to 2808 and encodes 768 amino acids. The transcript is spliced from 5 exons. Gene Ontology annotation, biological process: regulation of photoperiodism, flowering. The record is from RefSeq and is a predicted model, not a curated record. Lineage: Eukaryota; Viridiplantae; Streptophyta; Magnoliopsida; Cucurbitales; Cucurbitaceae.
UAUAUUCUUUCUCUUCUUUCCCCUUUUCUCCCUCUUUCUUCUCCCUUCUUAUAUUUAACUCUGGACUUGUUUUUACCUCCCUUUUGCGUUCCAUGUAUGGUUUCCUUGCUGCUUCUGUCUCAUGUCUUCUUCUUCUUCUUCACCUACUUUCAUUGCAUAGCUGGCCUAAUUCUCUACUUGUCCCUUUUGAGUGUUUGAUUUUCUGGUUCUUCUCUGCAUUUUUGUGCUUGUUUCUCUCUACUCUUUGGAUUUUUGGGUGUUGCUACACAGUAUUUGGCUCUCUGUCCCUUGUUUUUUCAUGUGUUCUUCCUGUUUUUUCAUGAAUUUCAGCCAGAAGAUUUGUUCAUUUGAGGUGGGCUGAUGAUGGGUACCUGCCAAAUGUGAAUCCCUCACCAGAUUUAAUGUUUUUCCUUUCUGGGUUGGCAGAAUUUUGUGAUUUGAUGGUUGGUUUUAGAUAAAAUUUGGUGGAAUCUUCAAACAUUUUUCCCUCAAAAGAAAAUCAUGGAAUUGGGUUCAUCUGGUGAGAGGAUGAGAGGGGAAAAGGAUGAAGAAAAAGUGUUGAGUCCUAUGUUCCCCAGGCUUCAUGUCAAUGACACAGAGAAAGGAGGCCCAAGAGCCCCUCCAAGGAAUAAAAUGGCUCUCUAUGAGCAGCUUACCAUUCCUACACAAAGAUUUUCCUCUGGAUCAGCUUCAGCCACUCCUCUUCCAAGCAGCACUCCGGCUCCCUUGACAUCGUCCAGUCACUUUUCUGGCCAAAAAAGGGGCAUUUUCUCAGCGUCCUCCAAGUGCUCUGUACAGCCUAAUCAGGUUGAGAAACUUCACUCUUAUUCUUCUAGAGGAGUUGUGCAAAGUAACGAGGCAAAGUUGCUAAAGACAAGUCUGGUAGCAACGGGAUCAUUGUCAUCAAAUCCACAGCGCAAUUCAGUCACAAAGAUUAAAGUUUCAAAUCUCAAGAACUUUUCUUCGACGGAUGCUAGAGAAAAGGAUGACGAGUUCAGUAUUCCUGCCUCAGACCAGCCUAUAACUGGUGUGCACAAUCAUGAUAGGGAAAGGAUGUCAAGCAGGAGUAUGAGCUCUUCAGCACAAAUUGGAAGUGCUUGUGAACCACAGGCCAAUAUAGCUGUCACUAAUCUUACUUCUAGAAAAUAUGUGGGGAAUGAAGGUGCGGAGAAUCCAAAUUUGACGAAGGCUACUCGGGAUCCUGUGGAGAGACCUGUAUUGAUUGCUUCAGCCACUGGUAAGCCUUUGUUAGAGGCAAAUGCUUGCCCUUCAACAAAGUAUAAGGACUCUGAAAAGACAAAGCUGCCUCAUCCAUCCAUGGUUAAAGAAAACUGGACUUCAGUCAGCAAUUCAAACAGACUUUUCGAUGCAAACGUGAGAGUAUUUGUAGAAAGUUUGACUGAGCGAAACUCUGAAGUUGCCCAAGACAAGGUGGGGUGCACCCAAGUUACCGGUUUGGAAAAGUCAUCCAUGGUGAUUAGAGAACCAUGUUCGUUGUUGUCGCCUAGAGUUAGCGAUAGAAAUUUCAAAAACCUCGAUAACUGCAACAGGACGAAUGAGUUCGAGAAGUUCUCUACUGUGCAUUUGAGAGACGUAGAACAAAAAGACAAUGCUUCAGAUGCUUCCUUAGUCGAUUCAACUACAGCUCCAAAUAUGUCACCUGAUGUCAUCGUGGGGUUGAUUGGCGAAAAACAAUUCUGGAAGGCUAGAAAAGCAAUUGUUCAUCAGCAAAGGAUCUUUGCAGUACAGGUGUUUGAGUUGCAUAGACUCAUAGAGGUUCAAAAAUUCAUUGCUGGAUCACCACACAUCUUACUUGAAGACUACUUAGAGAAACCAUUAUCAACUCUAUCUGCUGUUAAGAACAAGCUAACUGAGUGUGCUCAACAACCGGUUUCAGAAAGCACCAUGGUGAAGGACCAUCAUCAACAGCCCAAUCUCAUUCUCAGCAGCAAAUGUGCAGAUAAGAAUCCUGUUGCUAAGCUUCCCUUACCUUCUUUCAACAAGGACAACAGUAAACUUGCCCCUACUCAACAAACAAGCUACGAGCUUCGAGACACGCCACAAACUCCCACAGAUGCUGCUCCAAAAUCAGAUCCCUGGUGUUUGAACCACCCUACACCAGGAAAUCAAUGGCUGGUUCCUGUCAUGUCCCCUUCUGAAGGGCUUAUUUACAAACCAUAUAGAGGGCCAUGCCCUCCAAGUGCAGGAUUCAUGACACCAAUGUAUGGUAACUACGGAACAAUGAGCCUAAAUACAGGCAGUGGAGCUAGAGACUUUUACACUCCAGCUUAUGCUGUUCCUGCUUCUCACCAUCAAGGGUUUGGAUAUUUUCCUGGCACGAUUCCAUUGAACCAGACGUACUUUCCACCUUACGGUGUACCGGUAACUAAUCAAUCCAUGUCAGGGUCAGCUCCAGAUCAAAUGAGUCUUUUUGAUAAAGCCAAGUCUAAAGAACAGGAAAACCAGAUAUCAACUAGGGACAUCAACUACUUGACGCAUCAAGAAAACUCAUGUGAAAUGCCGAGCCAAACAAGCCAUUCGAUGCCAUUUCAGGUUCGGAAAUUUCAUCGAUCAAAGGGAAGUGAGUUGUUGGGAAGUACAGCUAGUAGCCCCUCUGAGAGAGGUGAUGGAGAUGUGCUUCCUCUUUUUCCUACUGAGCCACCAGCAGUUGAGGAGUCCAGUCCAAAUGCAGAAAUCAGUGAGAACAAAUCAAGGGCAAUUAAGGUUGUACCGCACCAUCCUAAAACUGCAACUGAAUCAGCAGCUAGGAUAUUUCAGUUAAUACAAGAAGAAAGAAACCAACUAUGAUGUAUCUUAAAAUUAUAUUUGUAGAAAUCAACUUUUACCCACUCCAUUUUGCU